UUAAAGGUGCUUGUUCUUCUCCCCACAUUCCGGCGGCUGCGACGACUGAGCUGCGACUGCGGAUGGGACCUCACUGGUCGUGCAACCGCGCGCUUCCACGGCAACACCGGAUGCAGUUUGGGCCCCGCCCUGCGCCUCCGCAAUCCAGUGCGCCCCCGGCGGAGCGCAUGGCCGGCCGUGCGUCGGCCGCCGCCGGGAGCCGGCUCAGAGUCAAGUCAACUCAAGGCAGCUCGCUUAUGCUCCACGAAUCUUCUUGCCCCUGUUCUCAUUCCAAGCAACCUGGUAGGUCGAUCCUAUCGCUUCUUGCCCAUCUGGUCUACUUGGAUAUUUUGUCAGAAGCCAGCUGCAUCCCCAGAACUAGAUGAGACGCGGCAUGCUAUUUUGUGUCGCUCAAAGAAAUUCCCCACAAGUUUGUGUCCAAUAACUUGUCACGCCCUUUCUAGCGUCUGAGAGUCAGAGUGAUCUAGUUGCAGAGUACUGUCCCCAUCUAAUCCACUGGAUGGAGUAACUCUUUUCAGUACUAUAGAAUAUUGUGCCGGUGCCAUAGCCGCGUGUCUGAAAAAGAACAGCUCUGAUCAAUUGUUACAGCACACAGGUUAUAGUGUUCCUGAUUCAACAGCUAGUUUCUUUUCCUGUGUAAUCAGAAAUGUCUGGCAAAUAUGAUGUUUGGGAGAAUAAGCUACAGAAUCCAAAUGCAACACCAAUAUCUCUUCCACUAGAAUUUUUAAAAGCCAUAACACAUGAUUUUUCCGCUGAGUCGGAACUCGGCGAAGGUGGCUAUGGGGUGGUUUACAAGGGAGUUCUUCAGAGUGGGAAAAUUAUUGCUGUGAAGAAGCUUUUUGAAAUACGUCUAAAAGAUGAAACAUUCCAGAAUGAGGUCAGAUAUCUUAUGGGGAUCAAGCACCAACACAUAGUUCAACUUGUCGGUUACUGUGCUGAAUCAACAUGGGAAGCAAUAGAGCAACCAAGUGGGAGUGGGAAUCAUAUUUUUGCUGAAAUACCGAAACGGUUACUCUGCUUCGAGUAUGUAUGCAACAAAGGCCUUGACAAGUAUAUUUCAGAUGAAUCUUUGGGGCUCGAAUGGAACAUGAGAUACAAGAUAAUUAAGGGAAUUUGCAGUGGUUUGUAUUUCCUUCAUGAGGAAUGCCGCAUUGUUCAUCUGGACCUUAAGCCUGAAAAUAUAUUGAUGGAUGCUGCAAUGAUACCGAAAAUCGCGGAUUUCGGUUUAUCGAGGAUUUUUGGCAAGCAGCAAUCUCGAAUUAUCACUGAUAGUCGUGCCGGGACACGUGGAUAUAUGGCACCAGAAUACCAAUUCCAGGGGGUAGUCUCCAUCAAGGCAGAUAUCUUCAGUUUUGGCGUUAUAAUCAUUGAGAUAAUGGCAGGUCGGAGGGACUAUCCAUUUUUCCAGCAAGGCAGUCCUAAGAGUGUAGAUACAUCUUUCCAAUACUUCAAAGAGAAAGUGCUUAGAAUUUGGAGGAACAAAUUUUUAGCCACAUCGAAGUUUACAUCAGUGGCAAAAUAUAUGCAACAAGUAGAACAAUGCAUAACCAUAUCCCUAAAAUGUGUGGAUCCUGACACGGCGAAAAGACCUACUGCAAAGGAUAUAAUCAAAAUGCUUUAUGCAGCAGACCAGUUUCUUGACAUCCACCCGCUGGAGCUCCAGUUCCCCUUCGAAUCCAACAAGUUGAUGACAUGCUCACUGCACCUGACAAACAACACAGAUGAAAACGUGGUGUUUAGACUGAUGGAGAAGAGACAUAACUUCUUUUGCCUGCCUCAGUAUGGUGUCGUGCCCCCGAGGUCCACUUACAUUCUUGUUGUUACAGCGGAUAAAAAGGAUAACCUUCCAAAAGAAAGAGACACUGAUUUAAUUCUGCAUCACAGUACAAGUGCUAAAUAUAUCAAGCCCUUCCGACGCUUGUAUGAUUGUGACCAAUAUCUUGAGGAAACUGAGGAGUUGGGGAAUGUGGUGCAGAAGUUGACACUGAAAGCUGUUUAUGCUAUGGAUGGAGAGCCGACAUGUGAGCAGAUAGACCCACCUUUAAUAAAGAUCAUAUCCGUGGAGGAGACUGAUGUGAAGUUGUAUGCCCUAGAAGCAAACCAGAUAGAGCCAUGGAUUAUAACAGGUCAUGCAGACGGGUGUGUUGAUAUAUGGAACUGUAACACACAGAAAUCAAUGAGGUUGAUCAACGUCUCUCGGGCCAUAGUUUGUUCCGUUAAAUUUAUUGAAAGAAAGUGCUGGUUUCUGGCUGGAUCAACGGAUGGUCUGAUUAGUGUGUACAAAUACAACCGUACUACAAAAGUGCAAGCAACCACCCGUUUCAUAGCUCAUGAAGACUCGUACAGUAUCAGAUCACUGGCCGUUCAUGCAACGCAGCCCUAUGUGCUGUCAUCAUGUGGUACGCACAUAAAGCUUUGGGACUGGGACCAGAACUGGAAGUGCAGACAAACAUUCGAGGCACAGUCCACGGUAAAUCAAGUCGCAUUUAACCCGAAGGACGCCAACAGUUUUGCAAGUGCUUCGGACGAUCACACAGUAAAGAUUUGGAGUAUUGAUUCUUCAGAACCUAAGUAUACUCUCUCUGGUCAUUUGGGUGGAGUGAACUGCCUCAAUUUCUUCACAAGCAACGAUCAACAGUAUUUGAUUACUGGUUCGGAUGAUAAGACUGCUAAGAUAUGGGACAUGCAGAAAAGGAUGUGCGUCGAUACCCUGAAGGCUUUUAUGUCUCCAGUUAUUUCUUCCAUUUCCCAUCCCUGUCUUCCAUUUUUAAUUACAGGUACAAGGGAUGGUGCUAUUCAUUUGUGGAACUCCACUACUUUCAGGCUUGAGAGAAUCCUUAACAUUGGCUGCCAUCGAGAAGUUCGUGGUCUUGUCGCUUUGGUGGGGUCAAGAAGGGUUAUGAUUGGGCAUGAUUCGGCAGUAUCGAUGUUGGAGAUCCAUGAUGAAGUACCAGUUGAUACCAAGGGCAAAAUGAAAGUGCCAAAUGUCAGUGACAAGAACUGAAGUUCCAUAAGUGUCACAAAUUAGAAAAUCCAGGAUCUCGCCUUUUCUGUUUUGCACCAGAGAAUCUAAUAUCUGCAUUCCGAGCGAAGACAACCGUGGAUUGAUGAAUGACAUGUUUCAAUUUGAUAGAGCAGAGUAGCAAUUAUGUUGUUGGCCGGGUUUUGCUUACUCUUGCUUCCUAAAAACAUGUAAUUCAAGCAAAUAUCAUGCAUACACAAUGUAAAGAUUGCUUUGGGGGUGAUCUGCGUAUACAGUUGAUUUUCUAGUGCGUCCUUCUGUGUAGAUUUACUCCUGAAAAGAACUGUUUUGCCACGCUAAGUUAUUUA
Triticum aestivum (bread wheat) is the source of this 3330-nucleotide messenger RNA. RefSeq lists its product as uncharacterized. Gene Ontology annotation, molecular function: protein binding; ATP binding; protein kinase activity. Lineage: Eukaryota; Viridiplantae; Streptophyta; Magnoliopsida; Poales; Poaceae. The transcript has 18 exons. The coding region runs from base 647 to 3004 and encodes 785 amino acids. The record is from RefSeq and is a predicted model, not a curated record. Gene Ontology annotation, biological process: protein phosphorylation.